Messenger RNA from Vicia villosa (hairy vetch), 1737 nucleotides. RefSeq lists its product as uncharacterized. NCBI's taxonomy places the organism in Eukaryota, Viridiplantae, Streptophyta, Magnoliopsida, Fabales, Fabaceae. The transcript has 3 exons. Bases 178 to 1566 code for a protein of 462 amino acids. The record is from RefSeq and is a predicted model, not a curated record.
UCAGUUUUUUAGCUCAUGCCACAGUAGAUUGAAAGUUACUUGUAUUAAAGGCUCUCUCCAACUAUAUCCCACUUUCCAAAGAUACACUGUUUUCAUUCAUAAUAGUCAUUGAACGUAAAAUCACCUAUUCUGCACUAGUUCCAUUUUGCAGCAAAUAAGAGUGUAACUAACUUAACCAUGUCGUCGACGGUUGAAACAAAAGGUCGAACAGUUGGUGGCACAGAACAUAGCUGGUGCAAAGCCAUUCGUGGCGGCACCGGCAUUGCAGUUCUAUCACUCCUCCUCACAAAACCCAUCGACAUUUCCCGUUUCCAAACCGCCCUCCACAAACUACAAAAUUCCCAUCCUAUCCUCCGAUCAAAACUCCACUCUUCCAAUUCAUCAGACACAACAUUCUCCUUCCUCACCUCUCCCACUCCCUUCAUCAAAAUCCAAUCUCACAGCCUCAACGCCACCUCCGAGAUUCUCAAAAACAACAAAAACGACACCGUUUCCGUUUCGCCGUUACAAAAAGUCCUCGAACAUGAACUCAACCUUAACACGUGGCAAGAGAAAGACCGUAGCACCACCGGCUCCGACAUGCUGUUUGCGACGGUUUACGCUAUGCCUGAUGCGAAAACAUGGGUGGUGGUUAUACGACUGCAUGUGGCAGCGUGUGAUAGAACAACGGCCGUGUCGGUUUUAAGAGAGUUGCUUGUGUUGAUGAAGGAAGAUGAAAAAGACAUGCAUGCUGUUGUUGAGGAUGUUGUUCCCUUGGCGAUUGAGGAUCUUGUUCCUGGUCGGAAAACGAAGAAGCAUAUAUGGGCGCGUGGACUAGACGUGCUUAGUUACUCUCUUAAUUCGUUUAGGUUUAGUAAUUUGAAAUUUAAUGAUACCAAGAGUGCUACUGCUAGGUUUUCACAAGUGGUUAGAAUGGAACUGAAUCAAAAUGAUACCAAGAGGGUUUUAGAUGGUUGUAAGAAGAGUGGGGUUAAGUUGUGUGGAGCAAUAACAGCAGCAGGAUUAAUGGCAGCACAUGGUAACAAGAAUAGUUGUAAGAAGUAUGGGAUUAUUACCCUUACUGACUGCCGGUUAACGCUUGACCCACCUCUCUCAACUCACCAUUUUGGGUUUUAUCAUGCUGCCAUCCUCAACAACCAUGUGAUCAAAGGUGGUGAAAGUUUUUGGGAACUAGCCAAGAGGACUUACGGAGCAUUUUCCAACUCUAAGAACAAUGACAAGCACUUUUCAGACAUGGUUGACAUGAAUUUUCUCAUGUGCAAGGCCAUAGAGAAUCCUGGUUUGACAUCAUCGUCGAGAACAUCGAUAAUGUCGGUGUUCGAAGACACGGUGGUUGACGACGGUGGCGAGAUGCAACGAGAGGUUGGUGUUGAAGACUACAUGGGGUGUGCUUCGGUUCAUGGUUUGGGUCCAUCUAUGGCUAUUUUUGACACCAUAAGAGAUGGAAGGUUGGAUUGUGUGUGCGUGUAUCCAGCGCCAUUGCACUCUAGGGAACAAAUGCAAGAGCUUGUUAAUAAGAUGAAGGCUAUUCUCAUCGAAGGUGGUAAAACUUAUGAGGAAUAUUGAGGAUGCAUGUGUGUGCUUUCAUAUGAAUUAAUUAUGACUUUUGUCAGUUAUGUAGUUCUACUAGCUAGUAAUUAUCAGCAUGUUUGGUCAAUUUCUAUUUCACUUUCAUUACCCUUGCUAUAUCUAAUUUACGGAACUUACUGAUAUAUUUGAACUUUAGAAAAUGUUAUG